CGGGAGCCGGCGCCGCAAACGCCGCCGCGAGGCGCCUCGGUAGAGCCGCCGGCCUCCGAGCUCAAGCAGCGCCAGUUUGGCCGGCGCGAUACGUUCGUGGCGCGCGGGACCCCGGAGGCGGCACGGGACGAACGAGGCCAGGGCGACACGCCGGAGCGGAACACCGCACCGCCGCCAGACGCCGGUAACGGUGGCUCGGAGGUCGACAUCAUCUCAGCAGGGACAUCGACGGCCAAGACGCCCUCCGCUCCGAGGAAAAAGGCCGAGCCCAGUCCGGAGCUGCGCGCCGCGCUGAAGGUACUCAACGACUCCCUGUCGUCCGGCGGCGGCGGCGGCGGCUCGGCGGCGGUCGCGGCCGCCUCCCUGGUGCAGACUGAGUGGUUCCGCGUGGGUGGCACGCGCCUGGCCGACCCGUUGGUCGUUGAAGACUACCUGGACGCGUUUGAGGCUGUCUCGCCGCAGCUGCUGCGCGCCGUCGUCAACAUGGCUGACAACAAUGGCAACACGGCGAUGCACUACGCGGUUUCGCACGGCAACUUCGACGUCGUCUCCGUGCUGCUGGACAGCAAGGUGGCCGACGCGCAGCGCCAGAACAACGCCGGCUACACGUGCAUCAUGCUGCUGUCGCUGGCGCAGAUCGGCUCGGAGACGCACCGUCAGGUGGUGCGCCGCCUCUUCCAGAGCGGCGACGUCAACGUCCGCGCCAAACAGCACGGCCAGACGGCGCUGAUGCUGGCCGUCUCGCACGGCCGCCUGGACAUGGUGAAGCUGCUGUUGGAGGCCGGCGCCGACGUCAACAUCCAGGACGAGGACGGCAGCACGAGCCUGAUGUGCGCCUCCGAGCACGGCCACGCGGCCAUCGUGCGCCUGCUGCUGGCGCACCCCGAGUGCGACACCCAGCUGACGGACAACGACGGCUGCACGGCGCUGCAGGUGGCGAUGGAGGCCGGCCAUCGCGACGUGGGCCUGCUGCUGUACGCGCACUCCAACUUCUCGCGCGGCAGCUCGCCGUACGGCUCGCUGCGGCUGAAGCGGGGCGCGUCGCGCACGCCCGGCGCCAGCGGCCGCGCCAGCGCCACGCCGCCGCGGGGCACGCCCACCGGCACGCCCGGCCUGGGCAGGCGGAGUCACUCGUCGCUACAUUGAAUGGCCGAGGCUGGCUUUGCCGGCUAUUGACGCUGCCGCCGGCGGUGCAGCCGCCUGACCGAGGAGCAGCGGCGUCGGCGGUCGCGCAACCGCCUCAACCGCCGGCGCGGCCGGGGAAGAGUAGUUCAGCCCCGCCCGCCACUGUGAUGGCGGCUCACCCGAUCCUCCCCGUGUCGGCGCGGGCCAGCGGUGCACGCUACAACGGGCUGGCGCCGACGCAGUCCGCUACCGACGCAGUCCGGAGCUACCGGGGCGCCGCGGCUUCUACCGUAGCGAGGUCUGCCAGCGGCCGGCGCCGCCUUCCCAUGCAGCAGUUCAGCCUUUCUGCAGCGGGCGGACCGCGGGCGCCGCCCUCGCCCCCCGCACGCCAGCAACUAACCCCGCCCGCGCAGCACCGGGUGCGGCUCCGACCCGCGGCCGGAACCUCGGAUGAUCACCGUAGGAUGUCCGGAGUGCGGUGCCUGGCCCGAGGAGACCGGUACCGGCCCGAGGAGUCCGGUGCCUGCCCCGAGGAGGCGAGCACGCUUGUUUUACCGUUCGACUGACCGUCACCGAGCCGUUUCGAUGACGGAGCCGGUGCGCUUUGGCGCCUCGGUGCGCUUCCGCUGCCAAUAACCCGUUACUAGCCACGUGCCAACGAGUGUAACCGUCUGCGAUGCGUGCCUGCGUUGUGAAGCGUGCGUGUGAAGUGAUCGUAACACCCAGCCAAUACAUUCCUGGAUGACAGUU
Pollicipes pollicipes is the source of this 1875-nucleotide messenger RNA. RefSeq names its product KN motif and ankyrin repeat domain-containing protein 2 kank (gene Kank). Gene Ontology annotation, biological process: negative regulation of actin filament polymerization. NCBI's taxonomy places the organism in Eukaryota, Metazoa, Arthropoda, Thecostraca, Pollicipedomorpha, Pollicipedidae. The record is from RefSeq and is a predicted model, not a curated record. Gene Ontology annotation, cellular component: cytoskeleton; cytoplasm. Gene Ontology annotation, molecular function: protein binding.